CUCAAGAUGUGGUGCUCGAUCUUCCCCGCCAUGUCGGCCGGCUACCGGAGCGGAUCAUCCGCGCGGGAUGCAGAGCUGCAGAUUCAGGUGCUGGGGUGGCACGGAGACGAAUUAAACUUGCAAGCCUCCAAGCUUCUCACAGGUUCUGAACUUCGAAGAAUGAUUCGGGAUCGACUUCCAUCCAAAGCUGGAGCAAGAGUCUCAGUGCUGAAAGAGACUGAGAAGCUUUCAUUGAAGAAGACUCUGACCGAACAAGGCCUGGCAGAAAAACAACCAGUCUCUUUGUCCUACACUUAUGAGGCAGCGAACCUACAGGAGGCUUGGAUGUGCCUCAAGGGCCAUCCCGUUGAGGACGCGUCGAUGGCUCUGGAGGGGAUACAAAAGCUACAAGGGCUUGGUGAGCUAACUCAGCUGACGAACCUGGUCAGCCUUCAAAGCCUUUCAUUGGCCAAUAGGUUUAACCAGAGUCUGACAGGGGUGGCUUGGCCCACCAGUCUCCAGAGCCUCUCUUUGGGCAAUGACUUCAACCAGAGACUGCAAGGAGUGACUUGGCCCAGUAGCCUCCAAAGUCUUUCUUUUGGUUCUAAUUUUAACCAGACCCUCAAAGGAGUGGCAUGGCCCAUGAACCUUCAGAUCCUUUCAUUUGGAACAUGCUUCAACAAGAGCCUGGAGGGAGUGACUUGGCCAAGCAACCUCCAGAGCCUUUCCUUCGGCGACGGGUUUAACCAGAGUCUGACAGGGGUGGCUUGGCCCAGCAGCCUGCAGAGCCUCUCGUUCGGUUUGAACUUUGACCCAGAAUCGAAUUAUGUUGAUUGGCCAAGCAACCUCGUGGCGCUUUCGUUUGGCAGCGCCUGGAACAUGAGCGUGAAGGACCUGAAGUUCGAUGCUUAUCUUCCGUGCAUUGGAACUCUGAUGGGGGCUGCUUGGCCCAAGGGCCUCCAGAGCUUUUCGUUCGGCUGCUUUUUCAACGACACUUUGACCAGAAUGGAUUGGCCUAGCAGCCUCCGGAGCCUUUCGUUUGGCAACAUGUUCAACCAAAGCCUGGAGGGUGUGACCUGGCCCCACAACCUUCAGAGCCUUUCCUUUGGUAGAGAUUUCAACCAGAGCCUGGAGGGAGUGACUUGGCCCAGUGGCCUUCAGACCUUGACUUUUGGCAAAAAUUUUAAUCAGAGCUUGCAGGGAGUGGCCUGGCCCCGCGGCCUUCUGAGCCUUUCAUUUGACAGAGAUUUCGACCAGAGCCUGCAAGGAGUGUCGUGGCCCAGCAGCCUCCAGAGCCUAUCAUUUGGUUAUUCUUUCAAUCAAAGUCUGGAGGGAGUGGAUUGGCCCAGCAACCUUCAGAGCCUUGCGUUUGACAACGGCCCAGAUCCUAGAGAGCCCAAAUUUCCCUUGUUGGGUUUAGCUGUUUCUUGGGGCCACCGCAACGGUGAAGAUCGGAGAAAUGAACAAUCCAACGAGUGCAUGGAGGCAGUGACUUGGCCGUGCAGCCUUCAGAGUCUUUCGUACAGUCACAGGUUCAACCAGAGCCUGGAAGGAGUGGCUUGGCCCAACAAUCUUCAGAGCCUUUCAUUUGGCAAUGAUUUCAACCAUACCCUGGUGGGAGUGACUUGGCCCAACAGCCUCCAGAGCCUUUCAUUUGGCUAUGAUUUCAACCAGACGUUGGAGGGAGUGGUUUGGCCCAGCAGCCUCCAGAGCCUGUCUUUUGACACUUGCUUCAGCCAAAGUCUGGAGGGAGUGGAGUGGCCCAGCAACCUUCAGAGCCUUUCGUUCAAGGGAAACUCUUCGCACGGCACCAGGGGAAGGGUUACAAUGUGUCGACGGCUCGAUGAGAUGGGGGAGGUUCUUCCCAGAGGCUUGCGGAGUUUGGACUUUUGGGAGUCCGUUGAAGAGCUCAUCUCGAUCUCCAGCGAGCCGUUUGAGGCCAAGCGGAUCGAUGGUCAGCCAGCACGGCAGCACGCGGUAGUGUCACGCGAGCUAUGAACAGCAGCCCAAACGGACGACUGCAGCUCGAUUCCGACCCUCAGCCCUGUGACAAAG
This is a messenger RNA of Durusdinium trenchii, 2034 nucleotides long. The record is from the annotation of a GenBank genome assembly. NCBI's taxonomy places the organism in Eukaryota, Dinophyceae, Suessiales, Symbiodiniaceae.